Messenger RNA from Nicotiana tabacum (common tobacco), 732 nucleotides. RefSeq names its product putative F-box/FBD/LRR-repeat protein At4g03220. Lineage: Eukaryota; Viridiplantae; Streptophyta; Magnoliopsida; Solanales; Solanaceae. The record is from RefSeq and is a predicted model, not a curated record.
AUGGAGGAAAUAGUUGAUGGAGAGGACAGAAUAUCAGAGUUGCCAAUACAAAUAAUUCAUGACAUCUUACGUCGGAUUCGUCGUCAUCAAUAUGGGCUAAAAGAAGAAGCUCGAAUUUGCAUCUUGUCUAAGACAUGGAGUUCAAUUUGGAGAUCGCGGCCUGAAGUAAUAAUCGAUCAAUCCAUCCACAAAAGUUUCAGGAAUUCCACGGAGAAAUUCGUUGAUGAUUCCUUGCGGUCCCAUGUGGAGCAAAACUUAAGAAUCGAAAUGCUCCGCCUCAUAAAUCUUCGUCUUCCAGAAUUGGCGUCUCAUAUUGAUCGCUGGUUGAACUUGGCAAUUAAACAUAAUGUCAGAUCUCUAGAAAUUUCUCUAGCAUGUAAUUUUAGCUACUCCAUACCUGAUGCUAUUUAUGGAGCUAAGACGCUGACUGAAUUAUCGCUAAACAAGUGCAACUUUGAAAUUAAUAAUAGCAACAGUACUACCACUAAUAAAUUGCAAGGAAUAUUUAGUACAUGCAGGGACCUAAAAAUAGGGCGUUGCACAGGGAUCCAGAAUUUGCAUGUUUUCGGCCUAGUAAAUCUGGAGAAAUUGGAGCUAAGUAUGUGUAAGAAACUCGAAAAGGUGGAAAUCUGGGCUCCAAAUCUUCGACAAUUUGUCUUUGUUGGCGCCCUUUGGACGAGCACUCGGGGACAUUUGAACCACAACCGUUGCCUUGUAAAAUUGAUAUUUUAG